Molecule: messenger RNA, 2226 nt
Organism: Trichomonas vaginalis G3
Lineage: Eukaryota; Parabasalia; Trichomonadida; Trichomonadidae
Product: GTPase activation domain, GAP family
Exons: 1
Coding region: 1-2226 (741 amino acids)
Biological process (GO): regulation of GTPase activity
Source: RefSeq, a predicted model, not a curated record
AUGACGGAGCAGGGUGUGAAAUCUGUGUUAAAUGCACUUGGUGAUGAAGAAGAGGAAGAAAUUCCUGAAUACGAAGUGCCAGAAGAUCUCGUUUCUGAUGUAAAACCGUGUCAAUAUCUUGCAGAUAUUUAUCAGGAGCCAAUCACAGAUUUUACAAAACUCGGAAACCGUGUUCCUGAGUUCCUCAAAAUGUGCAAAUACAACGAUGUACCUCAAUAUCAAAACAUUCCAAUUACUGAUUCCUAUAAAAUGUUUGUAAAUUCAUUCAAUGAAUUGACUCGUGAAACAAUUUCCAGUCCACCAGAUUCAGUUGCACAAUAUACGAAUUAUUUAACAUCACUGAUACCUCAGAAGUUCUGUUUUCCAAUGGCAAACUCAUGGCCACCGAGUUUUCCAAGAAUUGUCAAUACUAUUGAACCAGAGAUUGGUGCAAUGGUAAAAAUGUUAACAGAAGCAUCUGACCCAACAGCUCUUCUUCGUUUUCUUUCGCUUGCUUUGUUCCCUAAAACUUGGUCAAGCCAUCACUGCGGAGAAAACGAAUUGAUCGCAAUUUGUCCUUGCAAAUUCAAAGGCAAGGAUAACCAUUGGGCCUAUAUUGAAAAAGUAUCCAAAACCUUUGUAGUUUGUUCAUUAUCCAAAAUGGGCGAAAUGAUUAUCAGAGCUACCGGAACUGUUGACAGAAUUGCAAAGACAAAGGAUAAAAAAGGUCUUAUGAUCAAAGAUGUUCACGAUGGCUUAAUUGCGGAUAUUUAUCCUUUGGAUGAAGACCAACUUGAUCUUUGGGUUAAUUGUCUUGAGAAAUUCGAUCCUUUAGAAGACAAAGAACCUUUCAAACCUGUUCCUUUCCCUUAUUUCUUUACAUCAGAUCUUCCAUGGUUCCCUGACAUUUUCUACAGAUCAUUCUACGAAGCAUUAACUACAAACGACAUGAUAUUACUCAGAGCAUGCAUUUCUCUCGAUGCUCCUUACGAAGUUGCCGAUGGAUUCCUUACGAUUUCUCUUUACGCGAGAAAAUCCCAUAUUUUCUUCGCAACUAUUGUCAGUUACAUCCUAGAGAACGACGAUUUGAAUCCUAUGGCAGUUUACGCUGAAGACUCUUUCUUCAGGAAGUUCUCACAUGCCUUGUUCAAGAGAUUCAGUUCAAGUUAUUUGAUGUUCCUCAAAAAAGUUGUCACUUUUAUUGAUCGUCACAAGACAUUAGAUGAGAAAUUAUUCUUUGGCGUUAUCAAGUACAUCAUGAUGAGUAGUGGAUAUAUUCCUAUCCAAAUCAGACACUUCGCAUCUAUCAUCAGAUCUUAUGUUACAACGAAAUUUAAUUUACGAGGAAUGGUUUACUUUUUAAUCGGCGGUUUCUUCGGAUUAGAUUUCAUUUGUCCUGUUUUAGCACAUCCAGAAAGAUACUUCGAAGGAAUUGUUCUCAAGAACCCACAGCUCCUUAAGCAAGUUUCUGAUAAUUUGCAGUAUAUUUUCCACGGAGCUUUGCUUCCUGAUUCUUUCUCAUCAUGGAACGAUAGAGUUCUCAAACACACAAUCCCUGCACUUGAGGAAUUCUUAUUCUCUAUUGGAGACAUUGCUGGAGAGAUUCCUUCUUACUCUCCACCAUCUGUUUCUGACAUGGCUCACGCAGUUGAUGUAAUCAUGCAUUGUUUGCUUAAAAACACUAAAACUGUCAGACAGAUUUACGAUGAAUCUAGAACUCCUUUCGUUUCUUACGCACCACAACUCGGAUUGAACUUCACUUCUGGUUUGUGCGAUUUCUUCAGACAGUAUUUCGAUAAGUCUAAUCGCGCAAACAUGAAGAAAAUGGCUCAGAAAGUUAAGCCAAAUCCACUUAAAUUCCCUCCUCUUCCAAUGUAUGGAGCACAUGCUCAGGCAGCUGUAAGAAAAGGCGAAAACAUGUUCAAUUACCAGGCUGGAUCUUUCGCGGACAUGGGUGAUUACAAGGAGAGAUCUUUUGGAAUGGCUCCUUCUUCUCCAACAUCAAUGAAAUUACCAAAGAAACCGAUUAAUCCUCAUAAGAAUCCUCUCGUGAUGGAAAAGAAACAAGGAAAAAUUGCUGAAGACAGUGACUCUGAGAGUUCUUUCACAGACCAUCACGACAAGAAGAAGAAGAAACAUGAUAAUGAUAAGAAGAAGAAACCAACUUUGACAAGUUCUUCGAUGCCAGAACCACCAAAGAAAAAGUCUGCUACAGCAUCGUUAGCAUCAAAUAGCGGAAAACAUUGA